AUGGACACCCGCUACAAUUUUGUGGGUCAUCUUUACGAAGCUUUGAGACAAAAAGGCAUUCAUACUUUUAAGGACGAUAAAAACCUUGACAGAGGAAAACCCAUCUCACCAGAGCUGUUGAAAGCAAUAGAGGAGUCGAGAUUUGCUGUCGUCAUUAUAUCAAAAGACUACGCAUCUUCAGCUUGGUGCUUAGAUGAACUUGCACACAUCAUUCACUGCAAGAAAAAGACGGGAAUGACGAUUCUACCUGUUUUUCACUAUGUGGAUCCAUCCGAUAUACGGAAACAAAUGGGAACUUUUGAGCAAGCAUUUAUUGAACAUGAAGAAAAGGAGAACAAAGAGAGGGUGGAGAAAUGGAGAGAAGCUUUGAGAGAAGUGGGCAAUCUGGCUGGAUGUCAUUUAAAGAAUACUAGGUAUGAGACAGAAGACAUCAAAGACAUCAUGGGAUGGAUAUCACUUCACUUGAAAUAUGAUGCAUUCCCUUACAUUACUAGGGAUCUGGUAGGAAUAUACUCUUGA
Molecule: messenger RNA, 519 nt
Organism: Quercus robur (English oak)
Lineage: Eukaryota; Viridiplantae; Streptophyta; Magnoliopsida; Fagales; Fagaceae
Product: toll/interleukin-1 receptor-like protein
Exons: 2
Coding region: 1-519 (172 amino acids)
Biological process (GO): signal transduction
Source: RefSeq, a predicted model, not a curated record